Molecule: messenger RNA, 1424 nt
Organism: Anoplopoma fimbria (sablefish)
Lineage: Eukaryota; Metazoa; Chordata; Actinopteri; Perciformes; Anoplopomatidae
Gene: gas2a
Product: growth arrest-specific protein 2
Exons: 8
Coding region: 172-1185 (337 amino acids)
Biological process (GO): actin crosslink formation
Cellular component (GO): actin filament
Molecular function (GO): microtubule binding; cytoskeletal adaptor activity; actin filament binding
Source: RefSeq, a predicted model, not a curated record
CUGCGCAGCGGUCCACAUUGGUUCAGUGUUUUGGAGCCUAAACCUGUGGGUCGGUGCACCGCGGUGAAAAGCAUGAAAAGUGAGAUCCAGCAGCUCUCAGGACGAGUGAGAGGAAGGUGCGCACCAACGAGCUGAACCCUCAGGGCGAGCACAGGCUGUCAAAAGGGAACCAUGUGCAGCUUCCUGAGCCCCAAACAGCCCAGCGGCCCCGGCCUCACUGAUAUGCAGCAGUAUCACCAGUGGCUCGCCAGUCGACAUGAAGCCAGCUUGCUGCCCAUGAAGGAAGACCUGGCCCUGUGGCUCACUACUAUUCUCGGUCUGGAAAUCACCGCUGAGAGUUUCAUGGAUCGCUUAGACAAUGGCUUCCUGUUGUGCCAGCUGGCUGAGACACUGCAGGAGAAGUUCAGGCAAAAUAAUGGAGACCUGCCUGCCUGUGGCAACAGCAAGCAGAGUAUUCCCAAUCGGAGGAUACCAUGUCGGCAGAGUGCUCCCUCCGGUUCCUUUUUUGCACGAGACAACACAGCUAACUUCCUGGCCUGGUGUCGUAAGGUUGGAGUUGGAGAAACAUGUCUGUUUGAGUCAGAGGAUUUAGUUCUUCAUAAGCAGCCAAGAGAAGUGUGCCUCUGUCUUUUAGAGUUGGGACGAAUAGCUUCACGAUACAACGUGGAGCCACCUGGCCUUAUAAAAUUGGAGAAAGAGAUUGAACAAGAGGAGAAAUCUCCUCCACCACCUCCAUCACCUGUAUCCCCGGCUCCGACCCUUCCUCCAUCUCCCUCAUUAUCUCCCUCCCCGUCUCCUUCCCCUUCUCCGACUCCUACCAAAGUCAGUUCCAGCAAGAAAAGUACAGGGAAGCUGUUGGACGAUGCUGUAAGACAUAUCGCUGAUGAUCCCCCCUGCAGAUGUCUGAACAAAUUCUGCGUAGAGAGACACUCACAGGGUCGAUACCGUGUUGGGGAGAAGAUGCUUUUCAUCCGGAUGCUGCACAACAAGCAUGUGAUGGUGCGUGUUGGUGGAGGCUGGGAGACGUUUGAGAGCUAUCUGCUGAAACACGACCCAUGCCGCAUGCUCCAGGUCUCCCGGGUGGAGGGUAAGACGUCCCCCAUUAGCAGCAAGUCCCCCAACAUCAAGGACCUCAGCCCUGACAGCUACCUGGUGGUGGCAGCCCACUACCGCAGCAAAAAGUGAAGACAUGAGACUGAAAGGUGCUAUUCAUAACAGGAUGGCUUGUUGCCAUUGUUUACUCCCUUAUGAACGUGCGUAUAUAACAUAUCCCUUUUCUUAUUAAUAUGGCUACAGACUCAAAGGCAUUCAUUGAGAAAGGAGAAAUAAGUCAAAUGGAUGUUUGUGAGCAGAUUAAGCCUGGAGUCACAUUAGUGAGCCCUCAACAAUGUGCUUUGUUUAAUUUUACAGAACUGAAAAAUAUG